Messenger RNA from [Torrubiella] hemipterigena, 5839 nucleotides. The record is from the annotation of a GenBank genome assembly. NCBI's taxonomy places the organism in Eukaryota, Fungi, Ascomycota, Sordariomycetes, Hypocreales, Clavicipitaceae.
AAACGAGGCAAGAUAUACAGACCGUUUUGUUGAUCAGCGCCUGUGGCAUUACAAAAAAGCCUGACAAAUUUGACAGUCAACAUCUUAUUGCCAAAAAUUCCUCUGCUAUUUGCACGUUGUCCCUUGUUUUUUACCGCUCGAGGCCAUCGUCCAUCCUUUGCCCGCCCUCGCCUGUCCCACAGCGCGCGUGCCUCACUGCUUAGCCCAGCAUGGCUGUGAGUUUUUUCCCCCCUCCUUCAGGCCUAUUGGCCACUGGUUUUGGUUUUCUGCCCCUCCAUUUGGCUCUCUCUGGCUUGGUACCCCACCACAAAACCGCACACCACAACCCACCCAACUGUGCUGUGCGCGCGAGGUUGGCCACCACAAUUCUUUAUCCCGAACCUUUGCCAUUUGAGUCACCACCACCACAAUCUCUCUCUUCCUCCCGCCGUCCCCAACAUCACCAAUUCCUUUUUUGCCUCCUCCGACACUUCUCGACGACUCCCUUUCCGCCGCCGCCGCUCGACGAAUUUUCUUAUCUCGGCCACAAAAAAAAUACUAACCAGGGAUCUGCUCUGAUUUAUAGGAACCUACCUCCCCCGUCGAGCGCAAAUCUCGUAAAUCCGUAACUUUUACCGACGAACAAAUCGUAGUCGACGCCGACGGAACCGUCAAGAUGGUCAACGCCGCCGACGAGCCCAACAAGGACUCUGCCCUUUCCCACGCUGCCCCCGAGGAUGCUGCCGCUGCUGCUGCCCCCGCCGACGAUGGCGGCCUCGACCUCUCCCUGUUGAAGAAGAAGAAGAAGAAGAAGGUCGCCAAGCCUGAGGAUGGCGACGAAGCUGCCGCUGACGGUGAAGACGAUGGCGGCCUUGACCUUUCCCUCAAGAAGAAGAAGAAGAAGAAGACCAAGGAGGUUGCUGAGGACGACGAGUUUGCCGCCAAGCUCAAGGAGCUCGAGAUCAAGGAGGCCGAAGAGGUCGCUGAUGCUUCCAACGAGCAGGAAGGCGAUAUGGAUGUCGGUACCGGCAUCUGGGCCCACGACGAGACUAAGCUCAUCAACUACCCCCUCCUCCUCAACCGUUUCUUCAGCCAGCUCGCCCAGAAGAACCCCGAUCACACUCUCUCUGGCGCCAAGAGCUACAAGAUUCCUCCUCCUCAGUGCAUGCGUGAAGGUAACAGAAAGACCAUCUUUGCCAACAUUGCCGAAAUCUGCAAGCGCAUGAAGCGUUCCGAGGAACAUCUUACUGCCUACCUCUUCGCCGAAUUGGGUACCUCUGGUUCCGUCGACGGUAGCCGCAGACUUAUUAUCAAGGGUCGUUUCCAACAAGCUCACAUUGAGAGUCAGCUAAGAAAAUAUAUCAUCGAAUACGUUACCUGCAAAACCUGCAAAUCGCCCAACACAGAACUCAGCAAGGGUGAGAACCGUCUUUACUUCGUUACCUGCAACAACUGUGGCUCCCGUCGCAGUGUCAGCGCCAUCAAGACCGGUUUCUCGGCCCAGAUCGGAAAGAGAAAGAAGAUGCAGGGUUAAUAGUGAAACGUGGAUGCAAAAUAGGGGUUACAUGGUGUUCUGGCCAUUAUGUUUUUAUUGAUGACAAUAAAAGAAAUGACUUUUUUAUUAUUACCUGCUCAGAUGAUGUCCAGAGGAAGCCAAUAAUUGGGUUUGGACAAACUCCAGAAAAAAUUUGGAUGAUUUUAGCAUGUGCAUGAUACUACACAUUCUUCACUUUAAAAAACGACGUGCAGUGAACGGCAUUAUAUAACAAAGAAAACAGGCGGCUGUGAAAGCCGCAAACUUAUAUUUUAUCGCAUGAAAUGCUCAGCUCUCUUUCCCAACCCUAAAAUACUUGGCUAAUAGCUAGAGUUCUAUGUAUCUCUUGCCUACUUUCUUCAUCCUCUAUGAAUCAGAGCCCGUAAUCCGCAAAUAAAAAAGAACGACAUAGAAGGAAAUUGCCAGGCCGAUAAAAAGUAAAAAAUGGAAAUCGCCAUAGUCAAAAGCGCGUGAACCCGUAACCCAAAAACAAAUUUCAGUCUGACAGCUUAGCCGAAAUCCUCCCUAAGCUGUUUGCGCCUUUGUCCUGGUAGUGUUAUUACAUGAAUCUCCCAAGGCUUGCCCUAUUGUAUCCCAUUGUAGAGUUACUCAAUGCGAGACUCCUCGGCGAUAGCAGCAACCUCUGCUUGAGCUGCCUCCAAAGCUGUGCGAACCCAGUCACCCAGGCGAUGCUUCUCAAUGUAUGACUUAAGAAGCUUGUCUUCUGCCUUCAUUCCGUCAACAAGCUUGGACUGGAAAUCAGCACCAAUAUCACGGAAUCGGCGGUCAAGCUCUUCCGAGAAAGCACCAAUGGCUUCCUUGGGUGCCAUGGGCCUAAAAGGGUCGCGAGCAUCCUGAUAUUGAACGCAGUCUGAAAACAUAGCAUACAGCUCGGUUUCGGCUAGUCUCGCAACAACCGCUUCAUCAUCCUUCAACUUGGUAUCGUUGAUCUUGGACCAGUCAUCCCGAAUAUAGAGUCGGCGCCAGAUUAGGCGUUUGGCCUCGCGAACUUCGUCAGCGUGACAGCUACUCUCCGCUACUUUGAGGGCGAGCCAAAAGGGGUGUGCAAUCUCUUCUCGGGCUUCAGGCUUAAAGGACACCAAAGUCAGUAGAUCAAUGAGUGUCAUCGCGUCCAAAGCUUCAUGCUUGAGAAGGCGCUCCAUGGCACCUUCAAAUGCUUGAAGGAGUGCCUUCUGCUUGCGGGGGAUGUUAUCACCGUGAGCCUCAACAGCCAAGUUGAGAGCAGCAGCUUCAUCUACAGCGUCAUAAGUGCUCGAGGAGAUUUGGUUGUAAAGCUGGUUCUGGAUGCGCACGGUGAUGAGUUCACGGUUGACUUUCUCCAGCUGCGCUUCUUGGCGUGUCUCAUCAACCUUGACCUUGAACAUGUUGCCCUUCUCGCUCUGCGCCUCUGCUUCGGCAAGGAGCGCCAGCUUACCAAGACUAAGCUCGAUCUUUUUGUUCCAUGUCUGUUGCUCUUUGGUAAAGGCCAAGUUGACCAAGGUUUCAGCCGCAUGUUCGAUGUCGUUCUCUUGUUCCACAUCGUUAAUCCAAGAAAUGCGAGCCAAUUCUGGCUUACUACGCAAGAAUUGUGUCUUGAAUCCCAGCGUUUCUAGAUCGAACUCCAAAACAGCUUCGACGCCGUUCUUUUCCAGCAAGAAUUCAUAUACAGGGAAUGCAAAUUCUUUUCCGUAUUUGGCGAAUCGGUCCUCUAGUUGGGCUCUCUUAGCAUCACGUAGGUUCUUGAAGUUCUGCAUCUCGGUGGGAGAUAGUCCAGGCUCAAGAAUCUGCGCUUCCAGGUUGGCGACGUAUUCUAGUAGAAUGACUGCAAGCGCAUUGAGUGCUUCAUGCUUUUCAGCAAUCUUGGCAGCCUCCUCCCACUUUCCAAGACGAGCCAAGAGGACAGGCUUGUCGUAUCGGUCGCCAUGGUAAGAUUUAGCAAAGUUUUGCGCAAUCGACUUAUGCUCAGAACUAGUCAUUCCCCAUCUAGCAUACUCGAGCACAGAGGUGAGCAUGGCAUCCGUCAAAAGGGGGAGGUCAUCGAAGAUUUUUCGGAUAAUGUCUGGGUUAGGAACAUUGGGGGCCUUGGUGUUUUCAGUAAGAAGAGAGUGGUAUUUGUUGAUCCAGUUGUCGGAGAGGUCGACCAAGCGCUUCAAGUUGUUUGAGACAAAGUAUGAACCUGUCCAUGGCUCUGGCAAUCCCUCAUAGCCUUCGCGAAGGAUACCGAGGCGUAGCUUGUCUUGGCUUAGGCCAUAGAAUGAAAGGUUUGUCUUUCGGAAUUCGAGGGCUCCGGUGUGUGCGGUUGUGUUGAUCUGCAUUGCUUCGUAGAUCAUCAAUGUAACCUUAACAUCGUCUAGCAAAUGAUCCUUGUACAAAGUCUUGAUAACCUCGUACGCCCAUGAAACAAACAGCUCCAUGCGGAAGAUGUCAUUGAUGAACCAAUGUCUGACUGGAUCAACCUCACCGAUUUUAGCAAUGGGGUUUGUCUUUUGAUCCUGAUGGAUGAAAUCAACGAUGGAGGCAAUUAGACUCUUCUUGUCGCCGGCAGCUCUAGCCGCUGUAAAGGCUUCAUGGCGCUUCCAGAGUAGGCCAGCGACAUGCAUCUUCUCAGCAUUGAACAGCAGACUCCAGCGUGUCUUGCGAUCGAUCUCAGCGUUAAUUGAACGCACGUGAAGCAUCAAUCGCUCCAAAGCAUCCGCACGAGCUCUCAAGUUAUCCUCUAGUGACGCAGGCAGUGUUGACAUAAAUGUUGUAGUGGAGCUCAGAAUUUCUUGGCUGAUCUCCAAUGCGGCGGCACCAAUUUCCUCUUUGGAGAAGGCAGUCUCUCUGCGGCCAUCAAAGAUGAGUGGGUUGUCAGCCUUGGCACCAAAAAAUACUGUCUGUUCCAGUUUGCUCUUCGCUGACACUUGUGGUGGGUGUUCGCUGGCGAACUUGUCAAUCUCAGUGGUGACUACUCGGAUAACGCCAGCACCCCGUGCGAAGAGGAGCACAGCGGGAUUCUUGGCCUUUUGCUUGAAAAUACGAGCUUCCUCUGCAGCUGCGGAGGGCAUUUCUUCAAACCCGGAGCCAAUGGUCUCAUGAAGAUUAUCUUCCCUAAAGUCAAUGACAUCUUCAAAUGAAGCCGGCAGGAUGUUGUUAUCUGAUUGUAAUUGAGAAUCAGGUGAUUCGGGGGCGAGGGCAAGUGAAGCAAUGACUGUAGCUCGCUCAAAGACAGCGAAGGCCACAAUUGCAGGUCGAGGAAGAUAGAUUCGAGGUCGGGUGGUUGGUGGCGAGUCAGCUGCAGAUAUUGGUGUUGUGUAGGAUGUAAUAGGGCGGAUCAUUCCAAUGGAACAGCCUUUAGGGUUCAGAAUGACCUCAAUCAUAGCGUAACGUGAUGUGCUGCGUCUUGUAAGGCUUACUAGUAGUAGCAGGUGUUGUUCAGAGGCAUCCUCGGAAGAAAUGGCAUCGCUAAGUCGGCUGAGUUCCAAAUAUUUCGAUUCCAAACCCUUUGGCACAAAUGUGAAAUCAACGGCCUCGAAGGAGUCAGCUGGGAAGUCUUUCGCAAAAGGAUCUGACUCUCGCAACGCGUCAACGAGCUGAUCCCGAAUAUCGGCUUCACCAAUGUGAUCAUUGUGGCCACCACGAUGGAUUCUCCAAGCCUGUAGCUUGCCCUUGCAAGUAAGCGCGACGACGUUGCGCUCACCAACUCGGGUGGAUCGAUCCGCUCUCACGGCAGCAAUCUCGCCUCGUAGCGACAGAUUAGAAAACGCGUGUCGGAUACUGCCAAAGAUUCCGCUGGUGGAUGGUGUCAGGUUAGUUCGCAGGAAUUGUGUAGAGAUGGCAGGUUUUCCAUGACCAUCACGAACAGCCAUGUAUGCAAGUCGACCAGAGUUGAAAGUGAGAACAAAGCCGGCAGAUUCUGCGCUGGUAAUACCAACCACCUUUUCGCCCGAUGACAUGCCAGAGAUGACAUGUUCAACACCAGAGCGGUCCUUCUUGAUGAAAGCAAAUGUAGCGGCGCUAGAUAUCGAUUCCCAAAAGACAACUUUGCCGCUGCCAGCCAUCACAACUACAAGGCCAGGCUCGACAGAAGAGGCCGAGGGUGAUACAAGUGAGCCAACUGGGAGAGGGUCUGACGGUUUGGAUGCCGAUGGGAGUGUAAAUGUAAACGUUUCGGGGGAUUGUGAUGUCGAGUUAUAUGGCCAGACCAUGGCAUGUGUUGCUGUCAAUGAAAGGGCAUAUCCGAAUGACGAAGAGAUAUCAGCGUGUUGUGGGCCUAUGAUAGAUAGCGAGAUUAGCCUUUGCAGCAAGAUCAAUUGGGAAUGUUUCUUACUAUUCCAGUCGGCUCGA